AACGUAAAGAAAUCAGAACAAAACUCUUUCAUAUACUGAAAGACCAAUAGUCUCAAAAGAUGUUUUCGCGCACUGCAAUAUUUGUUAUUCUAUUUUUAAGUUUUAUAUUGCAAGUUUAUUGUGGAAGUUACUGGGGGAAACUGAAGAGAAAGCGGUUAAAGGGCAACAGAUUCAUGGAGUACUGCGAGACCAGAGAAGGAAUGAUGCUUUUCAAGGGAUCAACUGUCAAGUUUAAAAACUGCUACGUCUGCACCUGUACCAAAAAAGGUCUCGAUUGUAAAACAUCAUAUGGGGUGUCUCUGUUCGGAUACUCCAAUUGUAAAACGGUCAUUGAUGACUGUAAAACCUUACUGGUGGAUAGAACAAACGAGUAUCGAAGAUGCUAUUCUGGAUUACCUACCAAUCAAAAAGUUCCGAAAGAAGGUUAUGAAGAGGUCGCGGUACAUGGAUUUUUCUUCGGAUAAUAUUAUUUUUGGAUACCAGACGAGAUAACUAUUUAAAAAGACCAUCUUAUAUUAUGUAUAUAACACAUCUGAAUGAAGAUGCAUAAUUUAUAAUAUACAGUUAAACAUAUGUUAUAAGAUGAUGAGAUAUGUAAUGGUAAAACACCUGGAUAUGAAAAUAAAAUGGUCGUACUGAA
This is a messenger RNA of Mercenaria mercenaria, 640 nucleotides long. RefSeq lists its product as uncharacterized. The coding region runs from base 60 to 464 and encodes 134 amino acids. The transcript has 3 exons. NCBI's taxonomy places the organism in Eukaryota, Metazoa, Mollusca, Bivalvia, Venerida, Veneridae. The record is from RefSeq and is a predicted model, not a curated record.